This is a messenger RNA of Agelaius phoeniceus (red-winged blackbird), 534 nucleotides long. Its product is annotated as EF-hand and coiled-coil domain-containing protein 1-like. The record is from RefSeq and is a predicted model, not a curated record. Lineage: Eukaryota; Metazoa; Chordata; Aves; Passeriformes; Icteridae.
AUGUCCCUGCUGGUGGAGGAGCCCUGCUCGGUGCUGCUGCGUGUUCAGCAACGCCUGCGGGAGCUGGUGGAGGACAUGCGCGCCGCCCUGCAGAGCAGCGAUGCGCGGUGCCUGGCGCUGCAGGUGGGACUGCGGAAGAGCCAUGCCAGCCAUACAGGAGAAGGACCCUGCUUCAUAGGGAGGAAGAGACCAUUAACACAGAAGCCCUCCCAGACCAAGUGCCUCCAAGAUGUCCUGGAGGAAAUGGAGCUCAUGCGGAGCUCCAGGGAUGGGCAGAUUGAAGAAGCCAUCAGGUUCAGCCAGGAGCUGGAGAAGGAGCUGAAGAGCUCUCAGGAAGCUCUGGUCAGCCUGGAAGAUUGCAACCGUAACCUGAAGAGGGAGCAGGCAGAGAUGCGGAGGAAGGUGGAAGAGGCCAGACACGCUGUCCUGAACAGUCUUGGCAAAGUGAGGGAGCUGGAAGUGAGAGCUAAGGAGGUGCCACAUCUGCAGAUACACAUCCAGCAGCUGGAAUCACAACUGCAGCACUACAGGUAG